Messenger RNA from Ctenopharyngodon idella (grass carp), 3901 nucleotides. RefSeq names its product DNA topoisomerase Ib (gene top1b). NCBI's taxonomy places the organism in Eukaryota, Metazoa, Chordata, Actinopteri, Cypriniformes, Xenocyprididae. The transcript has 21 exons. Gene Ontology annotation, biological process: chromosome segregation; DNA topological change; DNA replication. Gene Ontology annotation, cellular component: chromosome; nucleolus. The coding region runs from base 123 to 2381 and encodes 752 amino acids. Gene Ontology annotation, molecular function: DNA binding; DNA topoisomerase type I (single strand cut, ATP-independent) activity. The record is from RefSeq and is a predicted model, not a curated record.
CGUAGUAGCGAUAGACUCAGACUUACCUCUCGACGACCGAACUGUCAUCAUUUUGUCACAGCUUUUAAAAUACCGACAUCUUUUUCAUUUCCAGAUAAUACCUUCAUCAUCAGAGUCUCAACAUGAGCGGAGAUCACGCACAUAAACACCAUCAGAUGGAAUCCGAGUCUCUGGACUAUAAUUCACACAAACACAAGGACAAACAUAAAGACAGAGAACACAAGAGAGAGCGAGACAACUCAAAGAACGGCAACAGCGAACACAGAAGUUCUUCAGAGAAGAAGCACAGAGAGAAAGAAAAAGAGCAACUUAAGCGUAAAGAAAAGCAAAAAGAAGAAAAGUUCCAUAGUUCUGAUGUGAAAUAUCGAGAUAAAGAGAAUGGUUUUGUAAGGCAAGACAGCGAUGUCCAUCAUUUCUCACCGUCAAUUAAAGUGGAAGAGGAUAAUGGCUAUCAUCACUCCAUCAAACAUGAGAAGUCACUCAAGAGAGAGCGGGAUGAAGACGACAGAUAUAAACACAAGCCCAAAAAGGUAAAAGUGGAGAAUGAGAAGAAAGUGAAGAAACGUAAACAGGAAGAUGACAGUGAUUAUGAGGAGAGGGAGGAAAGGAAACCAAAGAAGAGGACAAAAGAGGAAAAGAAAGUCACCACUGGAGGGAAAAAGAAAGUCAAAAACGAGCCCGAGGAGAAGUGGAAAUGGUGGGAAGAGGAGAGAUACACAGAUGGCUCCAAAUGGAAGUUUCUGGAACAUAAAGGUCCUGUGUUCCCCCCGCCAUAUGAACCCCUGCCAGGCCAUAUCAGGUUUUAUUAUGAUGGAAAGGCCAUGAAAUUGAGCCCUGGUGCAGAGGAAGUGGCCACGUUUUAUGCAAAAAUGCUUGACCAUGAGUACACAACUAAAGACAUAUUUAGAAAGAACUUCUUCAAAGAUUGGAGGAAGGAAAUGACGUCAGAGGAGAAGUCAAAGAUCACUGAGUUGAAGAAAUGUGACUUCACUGAGAUGCAUGAGUACUUUAAAGCACAAUCUGAGGCCAGAAAACAGUUGUCAAAAGAGGAGAAACAGAAAACCAAAGAAGAGAAUGAACGCAUUCUGCAGGAGUAUGGAUACUGCGUUAUGGACAACCACAGGGAGCGAAUUGGCAACUUCCGGAUUGAGCCUCCAGGUCUGUUCCGAGGCCGCGGGGACCAUCCUAAGAUGGGCAAACUGAAACGCCGCAUCCGACCUGAGGACAUCAUCAUCAACUGCAGCAAAGAUUCAGUUCACCCCAAACCACCCCCAGGCACCAGGUGGAAGGAAGUUCGUCAUGACAACAAAGUCACAUGGCUGGUGUCGUGGACGGAGAACAUUCAGGGCUCCAUCAAAUACAUCAUGCUCAACCCCAGCUCCAGAAUCAAGGGAGAGAAGGACUGGCAAAAGUACGAGACGGCACGCCGGCUGAAGAAAUGUGUGGAGCGGAUCCGAGCACAGUACCGUGAGGACUGGAGGAGUAAAGAGAUGAGGAUCAGACAGAGAGCCGUGGCACUUUAUUUCAUUGACAAGUUGGCACUGAGGGCUGGUAAUGAGAAGGAUGAGGGAGAGACGGCCGAUACGGUGGGCUGCUGCUCUCUGCGCGUGGAGCACAUCAAACUAUACCCUCAGCUGGAUGGACAGGACUACGUGGUGGAGUUCGACUUCCUGGGAAAAGACUCCAUCCGUUACUACAACAAAAUCCCAGUGGAGAAAAGAGUCUUUAAAAACCUACAGUUAUUCCUUGAAAACAAGCAGUCAGAAGACGACCUGUUUGACCGGCUCAAUACAUCAAUUCUGAAUAAACAUCUCCAGGAGUUGAUGGAUGGGUUGACUGCGAAAGUGUUUCGCACUUACAACGCGUCCAUUACCCUCCAACAACAACUCAAAGAACUCACCAGUCCUGAUGAGAACAUCCCUGAGAAGAUCCUCUCAUAUAACAGAGCGAACCGAGCUGUGGCUCUUCUCUGUAACCACCAGAGGGCACCACCGAAAACCUUUGAGAAAUCCAUGCAGAAUUUGCAGACCAAGAUAGACGAGAAAAAGAAACAGCUCUCUGCUGCCAAGAAGGAACAUAAAGCAGCCAAAGCCGACGCCAAGAGGCUUCGCGAUGAGAAAAGUAAAAAGGCAGUGGAGAUGAAGAAGAAAGCAGUGCAGAGGAUAUCUGAACAGCUUAUGAAGCUGGAGGUUCAGGCCACAGACCGUGAGGAGAAUAAACAGAUUGCAUUAGGCACAUCUAAACUCAACUACCUGGACCCACGUAUCUCAGUUGCCUGGUGCAAAAAAUGGGGAGUCCCCAUUGAGAAGAUAUACAACAAAACACAGCGAGAAAAGUUUGCCUGGGCUAUCGACAUGGCAGACGAGGACUUUGAGUUUUAGAGUUUAUUUUAUAUUCUUGCUAUUUUGAUGAAUUGUUUGUAAAAGGUGUUUUUCGCAAUUGAAUCAUCUAUUUGUUUGUGAUUUGGUCAAUUAAGGAUAGAUGAAGUUAAAUUAAAACACAAGCCGAUAGUUUCUCUCAAACAAGGCCACACAUUAGUUAAGUGGUUAUUUGUUCAACCCAGACAAGGCUAUUUGAAAACAAAAGAGGGCCCAUUACUGAGCCUUGCUGAACACCACGCCUUUACUCAAGAAAGGCUGCUAAUGUUUCAUACCAUGCAUUCAGUUUUAGCAUCCUUUGUUUUUAGCCUUCAGAUAUAUUGAUGAAUUGUAUAUUUUGAAAGAAUUUUUAAUAGUCCUUAAGUAAAAUAAGAAAUGCGAAAUGAAAAAUCAUGUAAAUACAUGUUUUAGAUGGCAUAUAUAAUGAAAAACAAUCAAGAGGCAUGAAUGUCAUGAUGAGGCAAUGCAACCAAAUGUGAAUGUCUUACUUGUUAUUUUUGCAUUUUUAAUUUAGUUGUGUUAUUUCUAUCAGGGAUGUACAUUUUGUUUUUAAAUGUGUGUAAAGAGCUGUAUUUUAGCAAAAGAAUGUGUCGCUUUUCAUUAUACUGAUUAUUCCUGUGUAUCCUGUUUAGCCUUGUCUGUCCUUUUCAUUAUGUCAUUUAAUUUCUGUGCCUUUUCUGUGGCAUAACAGUUUCUCAUGAAAAUAAGUUAUUUAUAUGAUGCAGUACUAGUUACAUUAAGCUAAUAUAAAUAUAUAAAGCUUUUUUUAUUCCAGUUGGUAAAUCCUUAAUGAUGAAUCCAUAAAUGAUACAGAAAAGGUCCAUGAAAUGCACUGUCAAUGGAAAAAUGUCUGUUAGGUAAUGUAAAGUCCUGUAAGAGCAUAGAUAUGAGAAGGAGUUAGUCUUUUUGAACAUUUUAUCUAUCUUUACCCUAAGUUUAAAAAUGUGUUUCAUUCAAAGACAGAGGUCAGACAUUUUUGUAAACAUUGUAUGCAAGAUUAAUCACACCAAAAAACGAAUCCUCAUUUUUCUAUAAUUUAUUGGGCAGUAUAACAAUGUAAGCUUUAAUGUUGAUUUUGCUUCGCAUUAGUGUAGUAAGACAUCAACAGUUUACACAGUCCUUUUGUGAAGGUCGUGUAUUCAGUGUAAUUAUUGACAGCGUAAUCGUACAUUAACAGGUUUAGUUUAAGCUUUAUUUUUUAAGUCCUUUUGAUGCAUAUAGACGUUGUUUACAGUGUCGUGACCAUUCAUGAUACAGCGAAAUGUAAAUGUAAAGCCAGAAUGGAACUGAAAUGAUAUUGGGUCUUGAAUGCAGGAAGUUGAACUGAAUUCAAAUGCCCAAAGAAGUGCCACUGGUUAGUAUUUUUGCUGACAAUAUUUGAGAAAUAUGUAGCAAAAAAAGACAGAUUUAUAUAUACCUGCAGUAAAUAUACAGAAAAUAUCUUCAGCUAAAGAGGGUUUUUUCUUGUUGAAACAUUCAUUUAUUUAGCCUUGUAAACCUAGAAUAAAGGUUUUAAGGUCACA